Molecule: messenger RNA, 2916 nt
Organism: Lemur catta (Ring-tailed lemur)
Lineage: Eukaryota; Metazoa; Chordata; Mammalia; Primates; Lemuridae
Gene: SP110
Product: SP110 nuclear body protein
Exons: 15
Coding region: 242-1912 (556 amino acids)
Biological process (GO): regulation of transcription by RNA polymerase II
Cellular component (GO): nucleus
Molecular function (GO): DNA binding; DNA-binding transcription factor activity, RNA polymerase II-specific
Source: RefSeq, a predicted model, not a curated record
CGCGAGCCCCGCGCUGCCUUCAGCUUCCUGCUGGGUCGGCUGGGCCGGGCCCGCCACGCGCGGGGCAGGAACGCUUUCACUUUUCUUUCCUCCGAAGCCUGGCCCCUUACCGUGUGUGUCGGCGCCCGGACUUCCUGUUCUGCCCGCGGGCAUCUCUCUGUAAUUCCCCCGGCCUCCCGGGAGUGAUCUCGGGCCGAUCCCUCGAACCUGGAAAGGGGCAGGAACAAAUUCCGCGUCCAGGAUGUUCACUGUGACCAGGGCCUUGGAAGAGGCUCUUUUUCAGCACUUCAUCUACCAGAAGAUGGAGAUCGCCUAUGCUAUACACAAGCCAUUUCCCUUCUUCGAAAGCCUCCGAGACAAAUCUUUCAUCACCAACAGAAUGUACAAGGAAUCUCUGGAAGCCUGUAGUAAUUUGGUCCCUGUAUCCAGAGUGGUGCACAACGUUCUCACCAAACUGGAGAAGACUUUUAGCCUGUCUCUUCUGGUGACACUGUUCAGCGAAAUUAACCUGCAUGAAUACCCCCGUCUGAAGACGAUUUUCAAAAGCUUCAAAAGUGUUACCACUUCCUAUGGACAGUGGAGCAGAGCCACACCAACCCUACUGGAAGUCCCAGCCGGCCCAGCCCAAGGGCACUCCCUCCAGACCCUGCCACUGCUGCCCCCACCGCCACCCGCUCCACACAGCUGUCCGCUCCGUGUGUCCAAAGGCAGUGAGCCUGGAGCAUCCUCGCAGCAAAGCAAUGAGAUCCCGGGCGAACCACCCAGCUCUUCUGACCCUGCCGUGUCUCUCCCUGGACUCAUCCAGGAAGGAAGGAGAACUGCAGUGACCAAGGACAACUUACCCAAAAUGAAAGAAGAAGAAAACUCACACGAGAUGCCCAGCGCUCCCCGUCACACUGUGCAAGUGUCUAGUGACAACCUGACCCCCCAAAUAAAAGAUGAAGAAGACCCUCAGGAGAUGCCCUGGACUCCCUCAUGUCCUACACCAGUGAUAAGAGAUAAAUCUCUGGAACCAAAUGACCCAAAAGAGCCCCAGGAGGUAUCCAUCAGACCUUCAAACAAGAAAGGAAAUAAAAGAAAAAGAUGUAUCUGGGAACCUCGAAAAAGGAGACAUCAGAAAAAAAGGCUCCCAAGAGGGACAGCCUCACCUGGGCAGGACACUCAAGAAAAGCUCCAAGUGGUGGAUCAGAUGGCUCAAAGGAAGGAUGACUCAACCUGCAACUUGAAGGUAGUGACAACGACCCAAAAGACAAGAACUGAAUGUGCCCAAACGUCCAGAUCAAAGGAGAUCAGUGGUGGCCCUUCAGAAAUGAAUACAGGAAAGAAGUCCCAGGAGACGCCUAGCACACCACCAAGGGUCACACAAGAUCCUAUGGAUAAUGGAAAUAAACUCUCUUUGGGAAAAUCUUCCAGGAAAAAACCUAAGUGUAAAGAAGGGGCAACUUCACCUGGGAAUGACAUCCAAGAAGAGCUCCCAGUGGUGGGUCAGGUGACUCAAAGGAAGACGGACGACUCAACCUGCAACUCAAAGAUGAUGACAAGGGCUCAAAGGGCAAGAUCAAAGGAGAAACCUAAGGAUGACACUGUGGAUUUUCAGUGUCCUACACUUCCUGUGACUUGUGGUAAAGAGAAGGGGAUUUUACAUGUGGAGAGAAUGAAACUCGGACCCUCAGAGAAGUGCAUUCAGAAUGAGGAGGGAGUUUGGCUCACGGCAAAAGAAUUUGAAAUUAAAGGAAAAGGGAGAAGCACAAAGGACUGGAAGCGGAGUGUGUGCUGCGGAAGAAAGAGCCUAAGAGAGAUGCUGAAGGAGAUCUCAAGAGAGAGGCAAAUAGCAGAUGAAUUCCCACCACCACGUUCUCCGUCGCCAUGCUGCAGCCGCCCCACGUCUGAAGGCUCGCCUCAGACUCCCUGAGUUCCCAGCGCCAAGUCAUCCUCACGUUUGGGAAUGGCAUUUUCUUAACGACCGCUUUCGCAUACUGUUACCUUUACAUGCCACCAUUAUUGCCAUAGUUAACUUAGGAUGGGGAAGCAAAUGACUCUUUAAAAUAAAAAUUAGAACAAAAGCUAAUGAUGUCCAUGUGUUUUAGGGAAAGAUUAUGGAUAUUUGGAUGACUACAAAGCAAAGGUGUCAGAAGUAGAAUGGUCUAGUGUGAAAAGCAAAUACAGUAUUGAAGGACAAGGGGAUCCUUCUUGAUUGAAGGCCAAGUAUUGCUCAAUGCCAUGCGCUUGUUAUUAGUAGCACCAGGAUGGAAUGACAGGUUUGAACUGAACUUUGUCUCUGCAGAGCCUCCCUGCAGGUAAAAGCCGCAGGCAUCCACCGGCUGCACGGAGUCCUCCCCCUCAACCUUCACACAUUCUUCAGACAUGAGUUCCACGCGUGAGCUUCCCCUUAGCUGGGAACUUCCAGGAGAGGCACUGGGGCUUCUCCCACUUGGCCCUGGAGACCGGCCUGAUGCUUGGCUGGAUUCAUUCAAUGUUUAAGACAGUGGUCCCCAAUGCCAUCUAUUAUAAAAUCAUGUUUUCCAUGCUGAUUUGAAAUACCGUAGGAAUCAGGGAUGCUCAGUGUAAUAUUGUAACAGAAAAAAAAAAUGGGAAAGAAUGCAAAUUCCAUCAAUAUUGUAAAAUAAACUGAUACAUCUACAGAAUGGCAUUUUUUUAAUACAUGAAUUCCUAAGUAUGGACUCAUCAUUCAAUCAAUGGACACCACCAAAAGACCUUCAAGGUCAUGGGAACUUCAGGAAGCUUGCACUGGUUGUAACAUGUUUAGAAGGAGCCCAAUUCUAUUUAUGUGAAUAUGUAGGUCUAUGACUGAAAAAAAUAUCUAAAAGAAUUAACUGUGGUUAUUCUGAGAUGAGAUUACACCAAUAUUUUCCUUCUGUAUUAUACAUUUAUGUACAGUUAUAAUUUUUGACUCUC